This is a messenger RNA of Mesorhabditis spiculigera, 492 nucleotides long. The record is from the annotation of a GenBank genome assembly. Lineage: Eukaryota; Metazoa; Nematoda; Chromadorea; Rhabditida; Rhabditidae.
GUCAACCGCCGAGACAUCGUCAACGCGUUCACCCAUGAUCAAGACCUAAAUAUGAAACUGAAAGAUGCCUUCGUCAGCAACAAACUCUUCUACUCCAGAAACUACGGCCUGUUCAACAUCUGCUUUGGCGACACCCUUCCAAAUGGUAUCGGCAGCUACAACAAACUCGGCGUCAACUGCAUCACCUACAAUGACUACUUCCCCCAGGACUCCGAGUCGAUGCACUUCACGCAGCUCCAAAAUAUCCGUCUGUGGCUGAUGCGCGGCUUGGUGGUCUCCUUCGCCGUCGGGCUUCUGCUCCUCUUCAUCUCGUUCGCUAUCGGCGUGACGGCAUGCUGGGGCCGUAGCCAGCGAUACGUCACAACCACCGCUGUGGUUAUGCUAUUCUCCAUGCUUUUCUUCUUCAUCGGACUUGGUAUCUGGCAUUACGUCGAUUUCAUGGAACGCAAUCAUUUGAUAUGGCUCCGUUCUACAAGGCUUGGGAACCGAUCC